GCCCGGGGGCCCGAGCUCAAAGUCCGCGACAUCCUGCGGGAGAGGCAGCCGCGGUUGGCAGUGCAGGUGGGCCCCCGCCCUCGGCCAGGCAAGAUGCCCCUGGGGUUCCGGAGAAAGGUGAAAGCCAAGUCCAAGGAGGCCGCCCAGCUGGUGAAGGUCGAGGAGGUGGGCGCGGGCGGCGGCGGCCUCCCGGACCCCCCGCCUCCCACACGCAAGCUGGUUUUCUACACGCAGCUGGCCCACGGCAGCGCCACCGGCCGAGUGGAGAAUUUCACCUGCAUCCAGGAGCUCUACGCCAAGAUCGCGGGAGUGUUCGGGAUCUCGGCGUCCGAGAUCUUAUAUUGCACUUUAAACACACCUAAAGUUGAUAUGGAAAAUCUCUUAGGAUCGUAUGUAGGCCUUGAAGAUUUCAUAUUUGCCCAUGUGAAAGGGAACCAAAAAGAAGUGAAUGUAUAUAAAUCUGAGGACUCACUUGGUCUCACCAUUACAGAAAAUGGAACUGGCUAUGCUUUUAUAAAGAGAAUUAAAGAUGGUAGCCUAAUUGACGCAGUUAAAACCAUCUGUGUGGGGGAUCAUAUUGAAUCCAUAAAUGGAGAAAAUAUCACUGGGUGGCGUCAUUAUGAUGUUGCAAAAAAAUUAAAGGAAUUAAAAAAAGGUGAAUCCUUUACCUUGAAGUUAAUAGAGCCUAAGAAGGCAUUUGAAGUAGAGCCAAGGUCAAAAGCUGGAAAAUCAUCAGCAGAAAAAAUUGGUACUGGAAGAGAGACACUUCGCCUGAGAUCAAAGGGUUCUGCCUCCAUGGAAGACAUGCCCUCCGAAACCAAGACAAAAGCAAUUGAAAAGAUUGAUGAUCUUCUUGAAUUGUACAUGGGAAUUCAAGAUAUCGAUUUAGCUACCACAAUGUUUGAAGCUGGAAAGGACAAAGGUAAUCCAGAUGAAUUUGCUGUGGCACUUGACGAAACUCUUGGAGACUUUGCGUUCCCAGAUGAAUUUGUCUUUGAUGUUUGGGGAGUCAUUGGUGAUGCGAAACGAGAAUGACGAUGACAUGGAUGAUCCGUCUCUGGAGAAAUGAACAUUCUUUUAAAAAAUAUCCACAGGAUCUUAUUUUUAGGCACUGUUACAGACUCUGGUUUGGUCUGAUGUAUAUGGAAUACAUUCUUUGAAAUACACUUUUGGUUUCUGGGUACCUUUUAAUGUGGUUCCAGAUGUGGUAUGCUUAAAAUAAAUCACCUAAAAUAUGAUCAAUUUUAAUAUUCAUUCAAGAGUCUUUUUAAAGUAAGUUUUAGGAAGUAUUUCUAGAGAGGAUUUUGCUCCCCAUAAACGUCUGUGUUUUCUUUUCUACCCACAUGCAAAUAGCUGAUUGCAAUAGCUCUGUAGCUCUUUUUAAAAAUCUUAAUGCAGGGAAAUUGGGAUUAGAGUAUGAUUUGCCUCCGAGCAUCUUCAUUUUUGUUAUACCAGCCUGAUCUAGGUGUGUUCAGGAAGUGAAGUGUGAAUUAUGCCCUCUCUGGGUCUAGAAAGCGUUUUUUUUUUUUUUAAAUCCACUGAGUAAGGGGAGAAAGAUUCCUACAAUCUCUUGAUAUCUGUGGCCUUCUUUCUUCUUAAAGCAAGGACUGAUUUACUUAUUUAUUUUUUUGGUUCUUUGUAAUUGCUCCUUUUUAAAAACUUGUUAAAAUCUAUUAUACUGUGUAUGUGUUUGCUUGCGUGGAAGAAGGGGGAAAAGGCAGAUAGGGUAGAAAGCACUUAAAUUUGAUUUUUUUAAAAAGCAGUUCUUAAAGCAUUCUUUUUCCACUCAUACCCACUUUUAUGUUAUGCUUCAUAAGCACUCCAGGGAAGGUUUUUACAGUCUUUGUAGAACUUUUCUUUUGAAAGAUAUUUACUCAGAAAAUAACUGUGUUUGAGAACUUUUUUUUUUUUUUUUUUUGGGUGAAAGAGCAACGUUUUAAGCCCCCUAAACUUUAGCGGAGAUGCUAUCAGAAAUCGAUUUCCCCCAGUGGAAAAAAAGGAGGACGGAGGAAUUGAGAAAAUAUAUUAGUCUAUUAUUUUAGAGUUCUAACAUACUUUCUCUAAAACCUUACAUUAUUGAGAAAAUUGAGGGCAAAUGACUGUCUUAUCACUCUUACGUGACAUUUUAUGGCUGUCAGAGAAUGGAAAUGAAUGGUUUCAGCAUAGAUCAUUUAAUAAGGCAGAGCAUGGUGUGACCAAGCAUUCUCCUAAAGUGUUAGGUGGAAAAUGUUGUGUGCUGCCAUGGUAAUCAGAAAUAAUGACCCAUGAGGGCUGUAGUCCAGGAGAUCAGAAGUAGUUCCCUUUUCAUGGUGAGUUAAUGCUUCGGUAACUGUUGUUUUCCUGUGCAACUUUACUUUUGCUAACAUCCACUCCUCUUUCACAGAAGUUUAAUGCUUUGAAGCGGAUACUCUUUGUCUCAUUAAUCUGAGUCCUGUACAGAAGCCCUGUUUUAGUCAUUAAUG
This is a messenger RNA of Mustela erminea (ermine), 2462 nucleotides long. RefSeq names its product GIPC PDZ domain containing family member 2 (gene GIPC2). The record is from RefSeq and is a predicted model, not a curated record. The coding region runs from base 94 to 1035 and encodes 313 amino acids. The transcript has 6 exons. NCBI's taxonomy places the organism in Eukaryota, Metazoa, Chordata, Mammalia, Carnivora, Mustelidae. Gene Ontology annotation, molecular function: protein binding.